This is a messenger RNA of Hevea brasiliensis (rubber tree), 1649 nucleotides long. Its product is annotated as RNA-binding KH domain-containing protein PEPPER. Lineage: Eukaryota; Viridiplantae; Streptophyta; Magnoliopsida; Malpighiales; Euphorbiaceae. Bases 53 to 1408 code for a protein of 451 amino acids. Gene Ontology annotation, cellular component: cytoplasm; nucleus. The transcript has 6 exons. The record is from RefSeq and is a predicted model, not a curated record. Gene Ontology annotation, biological process: regulation of gene expression. Gene Ontology annotation, molecular function: mRNA binding.
UUAACCCAAAUUUCACUCUCUCUCUCUCUCUCUCUCUCUCUCUCUCUCUUCUAUGGCCAUGGCCACCACCGCAAAACCAGAGACCAGAGCCAACGGCUCCGAGAAUCCGUCAGAAUCCGACACACAAAACAUUGAAGCACCACCAGCAGAAACAAAUUCUGAGGCCGAUUCUAUUUAUUCUACACUGCAACCUUCCACCGGCACUGCCAAUACGAGCGUGAGGUGGCCGGGUUGGCCUGGGGAUUGUGUGUUCAGGUUGAUAGUGCCCGUGCUUAAAGUGGGCAGCAUUAUUGGCCGUAAGGGUGACCUUAUCAAGAAGCUGUGCGAUGAAACUCGAGCUCGCAUUCGAGUUCUUGAUGCGCCCAUUGGCAUUCCCGACCAAGUAGUGUUGAUAUCUGGAAAGGAAGAGCCGGAGGCACCUCUAUCCCCUGCAAUGAAUGCUGUGAUAAGAAUUUUUAAACGUGUUACUGGAUUACCUGAGGGUGAUGCUGAAGAAUCUGGAGCUGCGGGCAUUGCUUUUUGUUCAUUUCGGUUGUUGGUGGCAUCAACACAGGCUAUUAGUUUGAUUGGGAAGCAGGGCUCGGUAAUCAGGGCAAUACAAGAGAGCAGUGGUGCAUCUGUGCGGGUAUUGUCGGAAGAUGAAGUGCCAUUUUAUGUUGCUGCAGAUGAGAGGAUUGUAGAUUUGCAGGGAGAAGCCUUGAAGGUUCUUAAGGCUUUAGAAGCAAUAGUGGGUCACUUGAGGAAGUUUUUGGUUGAUCAUAGUGUUCUUCCUCUUUUUGAAAAGAAUUACAAUGCAAUAAUCUCACAGGACCGCCAAGCACAGACAUGGAGUGAUAAGUCAUUGCUGCACGCUACUUCUCAAGGUGGAAGUGAUACUGAUUAUCCUCUUUCAGCGAAGAGGGAAACUUUGUUCUUUGAACUAGAAAAUUCGUUGGAGUCACAGAUCCCACCUUCCAGAAUUUCACUCUAUGGCCAAGAUCCUGCAGUUUCAUCAAUACGUUCUUCUGUACUCAAUCGUGCCAGUGCUCCCAUAGUUGCUCAGAUAACACAAACUAUUCAAGUACCAAUUUCUUAUGCUGAGGAUAUCAUUGGGAUUGGAGGGAAUAAUAUUGCAUAUAUUCGUCGCGCUAGUGGAGCCAUAAUAACUGUGCAAGAAAGCAGGGGACUGCCUGAUGAAAUAAUUGUGGAGAUCAAAGGCACGUCAUCACAGGUUCAGAUGGCUCUACAACUGAUUCAGGAAUUUUUAAGCGAUCGCAGAGAAUUAGUCAACAGCAGCUAUAGCAACUAUGACAGUGGACUGAGGUCUGUGUACUCUCAGAUGGACAGCAAGCGGUAUUCUUUGUCAGGACAAUCAUAUGGUGGAUAUGGAUCUUCUGGUCUAGGAGGCUAUAGUAAUUUUAGACUUUGAAUGGGCAACCUACAACAUGGCUUUGUUUUUCAGAACAAUUUCUCAUUAUAUCUGAUAUUUUUAUAUUUAGAAAAAACAAAGCGAAAAAUUUUCAUAAAAUUUAGUGUAUCUAAAGUCGUUGAAAAGUAGGACCUUUGCUAAACUGGUAGCAUCUCAGAUGAUGGUGGGUUUUUUUUAGUGGCUGAACUUGGGAUAAAAUGAUGCAAGAAAAUGUGAUGAAAUAGUUGUGAUUUACUGUGUU